Messenger RNA from Solanum tuberosum (potato), 1545 nucleotides. RefSeq names its product probable protein phosphatase 2C 60. Bases 209 to 1339 code for a protein of 376 amino acids. Gene Ontology annotation, biological process: protein dephosphorylation. Gene Ontology annotation, molecular function: cation binding; protein serine/threonine phosphatase activity. The transcript is spliced from 11 exons. Lineage: Eukaryota; Viridiplantae; Streptophyta; Magnoliopsida; Solanales; Solanaceae. The record is from RefSeq and is a predicted model, not a curated record.
AGGUUGAUUAUACUUUACUCUAUCUUGUUUUUGUUCAUGAACAUUCACAAAACGGUGUUUUUAAAUAAAAAGUAGCCAUCGGAAUUUUAUUUCCCAAUUUUUUCCCGCCGGAGUUUCUUCACGUCGGCAAAGUUGACUGCCAGUUUCCGUCGGCCACGGACCUCCUCCUUCCGAUCUCCUUCUCCGCUGAAAUCCACUCCUAUCCGAGAUGGGUAUAUACCUGAGUUCUCCGAAAACGGAGAAAUUUUCAGAAGAUGGUGAUAAUGUUAGGGUUGGAUAUGGUUUAUCAUCAAUGCAAGGAUGGCGAGCAGCUAUGGAAGAUGCUCAUGCAGCAAUUACUGACUUGGAUGCUUCCACUUCCUUUUUUGGUGUCUAUGAUGGUCAUGGAGGUAAAGUUGUUGCCAAAUUUUGUGCCAAGUAUCUACAUCAACAAGUACUCAAGCAUGAAGCGUAUCUACAAGGAGAUAUUGGAACUUCAGUCCAGAAAGCCUUUUUCAGAAUGGAUGAGAUGAUGCGUGGUCAGAGAGGAUGGAGGGAGCUGGCUGCGCUAGGGGAUAGAUUAAACAAGUUUUCGGGUAUGAUAGAGGGUCUUAUAUGGUCUCCAAGAAAUGGUGAUGGAAACGGAAAUACUGAUGACUGGGCGUUUGAGGAGGGUCCUCACUCUGAUUUUCCUGGACCAACUUCUGGAUGUACGUCUUGUGUUGCAAUCAUUAGAGAGAACCAACUCAUUGUUGCGAAUGCUGGUGAUUCUCGCUGUGUGAUUUCACGGAAAGGCCAGGCAUAUAAUCUAUCGAGGGAUCACAAGCCUGAUCUUGAGAUUGAAAGAGAGAGAAUUUUGAAAGCAGGUGGUUUUAUCCAUGCAGGGCGUGUUAAUGGCAGCUUAAAUCUUGCAAGAGCUAUAGGUGACAUGGAAUUCAAGCAGAAUAAGUUUUUGCCAGCUGAGAAGCAAAUUGUUACGGCCGAUCCAGAUAUAAAUAUUGUUGAUUUGUGCGAUGAUGAUGAUUUUAUUGUCCUAGCUUGUGAUGGUGUAUGGGACUGCAUGUCGAGCCAGCAGUUAGUGGAUUUUAUACAUGAGCAGCUCAAGUCGGAAAGCAAACUUUCUGCAGUAUGUGAGAGAGUUCUUGAUAGGUGUUUGGCACCGACAGCUGGAGGUGAAGGAUGCGAUAACAUGACCAUGAUUUUAGUACAAAUCAAAAAACCUGUUCCCUCUGGGGCUUCUCCGAGUGACAAACCAUUAGCUUCUCCAGGUGAUGAGCCGUCAGCUUCGAGUGAGAAACUCCCUGCUUCAGAUGAUGUAAUUGCUGAAACAAAACCAGCAGAGUGUGGAUCAAGUUCAUAGUCACAGACAUCCCUCUUAUUUAAUAAGAGUCUCAUCUGCAGUUGUAAAUGAUUGUUUUUGAGCUACAAGGAUAAAAUGUUAUAGCUUUCACUGCUGCUGGUUGUAUAUGUUGUUUUGUGUUGUACUAUAUACCUCUUUGGAUGACUUGUAUAGAUGACUUGACCAGAUGUUCUUGACAUGAAAAGUAAAACCAAAUUACUUUUUUA